Molecule: messenger RNA, 6120 nt
Organism: Tetrahymena thermophila SB210
Lineage: Eukaryota; Ciliophora; Oligohymenophorea; Hymenostomatida; Tetrahymenidae
Exons: 17
Biological process (GO): transcription-dependent tethering of RNA polymerase II gene DNA at nuclear periphery; RNA export from nucleus; protein localization to nuclear inner membrane
Cellular component (GO): nuclear pore; nuclear pore inner ring
Molecular function (GO): structural constituent of nuclear pore
Source: RefSeq, a predicted model, not a curated record
AUGAGCAUUAACUUUUAAUAGAUUUCAACAUCAAACUAUCCAAAUUUAAAUUAAGAAAAAAUGUCUUCUAAAUUUUUAUCCUCUGCUUAGAAGCGUAAGAGAGGGGAUGAUUAUUUCUCUCAGCAAGGUGGAUUGUCUAAUUUUAAUGCAUUUAAUACAAAUAAAGAUAGGGAUUAAAAGUUCGCAGGUGAUAGUUUUAUAGGCAAUUAACAAUCUCAGUAAGCACAAUUAGGCUAUUUCAAUAAAUUUGGGGACAAUAAAUCAACAAAUUAAAUGAAUAACAAUAAUAUUAGCAUGAUGAGUAAUCAUGGAUUUGUAAUUUAGAAUAACCUAAAAGGAUAUAAUAGACAUUCUUAGGAAACUUCUGCUAAUACAUUUUUAAAUUAAUCUUCUAAUUAGCUUUAUAAAUUCAAUGCAAAAAAUACAGAAAUCAAUUAGUUUAACUUUAAUAACUAAUUUAACUAAAUAUCUAACGAAACUUUACCUAUUCAUUAGGAUAUUCCUCCUAACCCUCAAAUAUUAAAUCCUGGUAGCUACAAUAUUUCCUACAAUAAUGACACUGAAUUGUUAAGACGUGAAGUUAUCAAAGAAUAGAAUCUUUAAGAAAAAAUGCUUGUUGUGCAAAAAGAGCAAAAGAUUUAAUCUGAAAUUGCUUACUCUUUUAAAUAAAUGUCUCGUCUCUUGGAUGCAUGCUUGAAGUAGGAUGAAACAGGAGCUGGUAUAACUAGUGUAAAGUAAAAUGAUUUCUAACUCCCUCAUGGAAGCAACUUUAUCUAAUUCAAAGCCAUUGAAUUCCCAUAAAGGAUUGUAGAGUAUUACACUGAUUUGUUAGAAAAUUAAUAUGAGUCUGAUUAAUAGCGUAAUGAUGAAGAAUCUAUUUCUGUUAAUAAGGGAAUUAUUGCAGAGUUAAGUUUGGCUUGGGUUAGCAUAAAUAAAAAAUUAUUUAUGUGGAAAUAUGGUCCUUAAUCAUUUGCAUAGUUUACAAGACUUUACAAUAAAAAUGAAUACUACAGACAAAAUAAAGACUAAUAUGGCACAAAAAGAGAUGAUAAAAUUGAUAAGGAUGACCUAAAGGAAUUCGAUUUAGAGGACACAAUACUUUAUAUAGCUUUUGGAUAACCCAAAUAUGCAAUUUUCAAAUAAAAUGAAAUCAAAAAUGUUCUUGUGAUCGCAUUCCCUAAUUAUAUCAAAGUUAUGCAUAUCAAGCUAGAACAUAACAACAUAGAUAUUCAAGAUAUCAAUGUUUCAAUAAGUACUGAUCAUGAAUACGUCAAUAAAAUUGUGUUCUCUAAGAAAGGAAGAAUAUUCUUUGGAGGAUCAAGUGGAAGAGUCAAAUACAUAGAUUACUUUAAGUCUUAAAUAUUAGGAAUUACAAUAAGCGAAAAAUUCAAAGCUAAAGAAGGUGUGAAUUGGUAAUAAAAAUUCAAACAAUAAAUUCCUCUUUUGAAUCAAGAUCAAUAAGUGAUUGAUAUUAGUGUUGAUGACACAAGAUAGAUUUUAUAUGCUUUGGUAGAAGUUUAGUGUGAUAAACCUUUUUUUAGAAAUCCGUUUUCAUAUAACCCUUACUAAUAAAAAACAACUUAAAGAAUUGAUGUUUAUGAUUUAGGCGCUUUUGAUGAAGAUUUUACUUUAAUUGGUUCCUUAACUCAUGCUCAAUUUGCCGAUUAACUCCUUUCUAGCUAAACAAAUCAUUUCCAUUUACUUCCUACAAGCAAAGAAUUAAGUAUUAUAUCAGUAUCUGCUAUUGAAAAGUAUCAAUCAAACGAUUAUAAUUUUGUUAUUGUAACCUAAUCUGGUAUUAGAGUCUACUAUGUAUUAAAAACUAAACCAGUAACUGACAAGAAAAACCAAAUACUGAGUGCUCAGGAAACAAAAGAAGCAAGAGAAAAAUUCUAAAUGUUUGAAAAAUAUAGACCGAUUGCAGAGUUUUAAAUUGCUAUUGUGAAGGGAAUGUUAGAUAUUUCUCACUAGAACAGCGCAUUCAGAAAUCUUCAUGUUUUUUAUGAUCACAAAGACUAUCAAACUUGCAAAGGAAGCUAUGUCUAAGUUAUAGAUGAUGAACAGAAAAAAUACAUUAAAUCUGCUUUUGCUACUCGUGGUGGUGUCGUUAUGUAGAAAAUAGAAAAUAAAUAGAACAGGUUAAUUUUCAUCGAAAGUAACUAGUAGUAUAUUGCAAGGCUCAAGGAAAAUAUGUUUUCAAACCAUCAAAUAUUUUCUGAAAUACAUCCCAAUUUUGUAGUUGCAACAGAGCGCAUGGGAGAAUUAAUUCUUGAUUUCCAAAACAGAGACGAGAACUCCAAUAUUCUUAAUGAUUUGACAUUUGCUUAAAUCCCUGAAAAAAACUUACUUCCUCCUUAAAUUAGUAGCCUAAUUUUACUAAAUAGCUUUGAAUAGCUUGAAACAAGUUAGAUGAUUGGAGAAUAAAAUGGUCAAUAAGCUUAUGUUUGCUUGAAUGAUUUAACUAAAUAAUGUUAUUCUUAGCCCUCCCAUUAUGUAGUACUGACUAGUAAGGGAAUUUUAUUGUAUUACUAAUAGAGACCUAUUGAUUUACUUUACCAACUUAUUAAGGUACUUCCAGAUUACAUAACUGAGCCAAAUUAGACUCAGGCUUAAUUGUAAUUUUAGCUAUUAAACUAAAAGAAACUAAACAAGUUCAGUAAUAAGCAAAUUGAUAUUAAAAACAAUCAAUAACAGAAAUAAAACUCAUUAGAAUUUUUUGAAUAAUUCAUUAUUACAUAUGGUGUAACUGAAACAUUUGCUAUGCUCUCAUAAAUGCUUUGCCACUCUCAUUUAGAAUACUAUCAAAAUUUAAAUGUCCAUAACCAUCUUGACAAGUAACUUAAAAACAAGUUGUCAGAUACUACACUCAACAACACAAACAACUUUACCUAGGGAACUUAAUAUGAGCAAAACACUAAUAAAUUCCCAGGAUAAAAAAAUAAUGAAAAACCUCUUGACCCUUCUCAAAUACCUGAAACAAUAAUCACAGAAAUAAGCGAAUCAAUAUUGAAAAAGUCUCAUUUCUUGUUCUAAAAAUAUGGAGAUAUUUUGCUCGAUGAGACCAGUGAAAAUUAAUAUCAGUCUAAAUAAAUGAAUGACGAAUUCUAAAACACAUUAGGUAAAGCUUGGGAAUGGACUAGAAGAAAAUACACUUCCAAAGUAGAAGGUGUUUUAUUAUACUUCUCUAGAUUAAUUAGACCUGUUUGGAAUAAACCUCUUGUCAAUUCAUAUGCUUUUAAGUUCUUCAUUAAUGAGCCUAUUGAAAAUUUCAAAAGAGAAGAAAUUCAAGCUUUUACUCGUCGUCUCAACGAGUUCAAGUUUUGGUUAGAAAACGAAACUAAAGUCAUUUACUGCAACGAACUAAAAAACAACACUCUUCUUGGAUCUGAUUCUAACUAAUCAAUUAAUAAUAUUUAUAUGAAAAGUGCCUCUAUUUCUACUUCUAAUAGAUAUGGAAAUUAAAAUAGAUAUAAAAGCAACGAAGAAAGAAUGUAAGAAAUAAAAGCAGAUGAGGCAAAAUUAAUUGAUGAUCUCCUUCGCUUCUGCAGCAAAAUAAUUUAAGUUGCAAAUCUCUUCCUUUUUAUUUCUGAAAAUAAAUUAAGGUCAAAUCUGAACAACGUAGAAUUUAGAGAUUUAAGAGAAGAAAUUCUAUAAAUCCGCUUUAAAGAUGUUUUUACUGACAAAAAGAAUGAAAAAAUUGUUAAAAACUAUGUCUUAUAAGCAAUUAAGCUUGACCCUAAAUAUAUGGAUUAGGCAAAGAUGGUCUUGAGCUAAUUUAAUACUAUUUUCCAUGAUAGAGACUUCAAUAUUUCAUAAGCUGAAAUAAAGUUAUAAAUGAUUCUAAGUAAAUUUGCAAGAACAGGAGUUCCUGAGGCAAAAUAUCUAAAUGAGUGUACAAAUAUCUUGUUGGAGCAUAUCGAAUAUCUCAAUUCUGACUACAUUGAUAAAUUCUUUAUGAUUUAUUCUUCUCUUGACUCCAGAGUAGAUUUUACUAAAAUUGCCAUAGAAUGCAUUAAAUUCCAUUAAAGAAUCAUAGAAAAUAUAGAGAGAUAACAAUAAGAGACCUAAGCUUUAGAAGAAUAGUUGAGAGCUAGCUAAUAAUACAAUCCUGUUAAUAAGUAUUCUGAAUAGCUUAAAAUUUAAAAGUAAAUUUUGGAUGACAAUUCUUAACAAAGAGAAUUCUGCUUGCAAAAAAUAAUUUAAAUUCUUGAAGAUUUACAUAAGGAAUCAGAGUUUGAUCCAAAAACCAAAGUUAAUAAGGAUCUAUAAAUACUUAAUAUAGUGAAACUCAUUCAAAACUACCCAUCAGAUUUCGUUCAUAGUGUUGUAAUUGAUUUCUUGUUGAGAAAUAAAAGAAAGAGCGAAAUUCUUGAACUAAAUAGUCCUUUUACAGAAUAAAUAUUUUCUAAUUUUGGAACUGAUAAUGCAGAGUGUCUUAAAAUCAAAUUUAAGUACCUUGAACAAAUGGGAAAUGUAAGAGAGGCAUACAAUGUAGCGUUCUAGUUAUCAAAUUUCAAGAAUAGAGAAGAAUCUGAGGAUAGAGUUUUGCUUGAUGAUAGAAUUUCAUUUACAGAAAUUGCUAUUUAUGACAUUUCGGUUAUUCUCAGCGAUUUCAAUAUUUCAGAGACUGACAAAAUUAGAUACUAUGCUGAAAGAGAAAUUCUUGUAAAGUAAGCAAGAAUACUUAAAAUUUAAAAGAAAAUGUAUGAGAAGCUCUUAAACGGAAUAAAUUAUGUUGAAAAUAGUCUUAAAAAAUCAAAAACUUCUGGUGAUAAGAAAACACUUGAAUAAAAAAAACUUCUUUUGAAAGAAAGUUAUGAUGUAUUACAAUUCAUGAGGCUUGACGAGCAUAUGUUAGAAAAGUACUAUGUAUGGCCUUUAAAUCUUGUAGAGUUUGCUCUUAUAUUAUAUGAUAUGACAGGGGAAUAAAAAGUUGACAGUUCAAUAAAUUCGAUUUAUGACAAGUUAAUUGGUAGAAUGCUUGGCAACGAUAUUUACGAAACCAAACAAUGGCCUCAUAACAUCUAAGAUACACUAAUUAUGCUUAAUGAAGAAAUUGAAGAGAAAGCAAGAUUGUUCAACUUAGAUCAUAUUGUAGUAAAAUGCGAAAGCAACAAUGCUUAAAUUUCUCAAGACAUCAAAUUUUAGUUAAAGGAUUUCAUUUAUUUAUACAACUAACUACUUGUUUAGAAAGAGGAUUCAGAUAUAAAGAUUCUUUCAUCUCCACUUUGGAUGCCUCACUUUUUAGUCACUAAAUUAAACUUUUCUCCUCUUAAUUUGAUUUCUCACUAUAGCGCGAUAGGAAAUAUAUUAAAGGGAGAAGUUUCUAAUAGUUAUAAUAUUCAUAUCAAGAACUGUCUUUUCAUUCUCCUCAGACAUUCAAUAAAUUACAUUUCUAAUGUCUUACAAAAUCACGAAUAACACUCUAGAGAGUUUAUUUCCAUUAGAAAUUCCAUAUAAAUAUUGGAAAAAGUACUUGAGUCCUUCAAUAACGAAUUCAUGGCACUUUUAUAAUCUUAGACUUAGAAUAAAUCUGAAAUUAUCUAAUACUAAUAACAAUUAAGCAAAUUGUAAGAAGAAAUUUCUUUGUAAAUCGGAGAAAUUGAAUAAUUAGAUAGUGAUUUCUAAUACUUAAAUUAAGGUGCUAAUUAUAAUAAUUCUAUUGAAAGCUAGUAAAGUUUGCUUAAUGGUAGCAAAAAUAAAGAAGGUAAUAGCCAAAUCUUUGAGUUUGAUCAAGAUUCUAAGCCUUUGAAGGAAAUGCAUAAUGCUGAAUAUAUUAGAAAAAUGAAAGAGAAGCGUAACGAUGCCUUACAAGAUCCUGCAAAUAAACUAUAAAUGGCUUAUAUUUUAGGAGGUUUUACAUCUUCUUUAUAAAAUAGAAAUGAAAGCAAUGGAAGCAGCUUGAAUCAAACAAACAAAAGUAAAUAAAACACAAAUUCUAGCAAUUAACAUCAAACUAUAAGUUUUGGAGACAGUAAAUUCUUUGAAUCGAAUAGCAAUAGUAGAUAAAAUAACACAAAUUCAUCAGGAAUAAAUGAAUAUGCAUUUUACGAAUUCAAUAAAAUCUUAGAAAAUAAAAACGAACAAGAGAUUUAAUUAGAAAAGAACAAAAACUAUUGA